AUGAAGGCUCCUCCCACACAGUCGGUUGCUCAAAGCUGGUGGAGGCCAUAUUGGGAACUUGCCCGAGUGCACAAGUUUCCUACGGGUUCUAUGCUCGUGUUCUGGCCCUGCGUGUGGGGUUAUCUCAUGAGUGCAGGGAGUAACAUUCCUCCUUGGCACAGGCUCCCAGCGCUGUUCGCCAUGUUUCUUGUAGGAAGCACGAUCCUGCACAGUGCAGCAUGUACCAUUAACGACAUUUGUGAUCGUGACUUUGACCGCCAAGUCGAGCGCACGAAGAACCGCCCGCUUGCUGCUGGCACCAUCUCCGUGCUUGGAGCUACUAUAUUCCUCAUUCUUCAAGUCGCUGUGUUCUUCUAUAUUCUGUCACGGGUGAACAGUACCGCUUUUCUCUGUGGCACAUUUGGUGUAUUCCCACUGCACGCAUUCUAUCCGCUCAUGAAGCGCAUCACAUAUUGGCCGCAGGCCUGGCUUGGGCUUGCAAUGAAUUGGGGGCUUCCCACGGCAUGGCUCAUCGUUGCUCCUGGCGACAUCAAAUCUGUGCCAAUGUACAUUUUGACUUUCGGCACCAUCUGUUGGACAAUCGUUUAUGAUACAAUUUAUGCAUGCCAGGAUCGUAGAGACGACGUCAAGGCCGGAGUGAAAUCAACGGCGCUCCUCUUUGCAGAUUGGGUUAAACCUAUUCUCACGGUCUUCGCAACGGUCUUCGUCGCAACGCUCACCUACGCGGGGAUGUCCACGGGUCACGGCUGGACCUACUUCGCACUCAGCGUGGGGGGAUGCGCUGCGCAUCUUGUAUGGCAGCUUCUAACGCUUGAUGUAGACAGUCCGGAGGACUGUUGGAGCAAAUUUAACUCAAAUGGGUAUUUGGGAUAUAUUGUGACGAUUGGCUUGUUAGUGGAUUCCCUCCGAGUCUAA
Postia placenta MAD-698-R-SB12 is the source of this 915-nucleotide messenger RNA. RefSeq lists its product as hypothetical. Gene Ontology annotation, biological process: ubiquinone biosynthetic process. The record is from RefSeq and is a predicted model, not a curated record. Lineage: Eukaryota; Fungi; Basidiomycota; Agaricomycetes; Polyporales; Adustoporiaceae. The coding region runs from base 1 to 915 and encodes 304 amino acids. Gene Ontology annotation, molecular function: 4-hydroxybenzoate polyprenyltransferase activity. Gene Ontology annotation, cellular component: mitochondrial inner membrane. The transcript is spliced from 8 exons.